This is a messenger RNA of Drosophila virilis, 3934 nucleotides long. It is a transcript of the gene smo, whose product is annotated as smoothened, frizzled class receptor. Gene Ontology annotation, biological process: central nervous system development; smoothened signaling pathway; commissural neuron axon guidance. Gene Ontology annotation, cellular component: cilium; plasma membrane; dendrite. NCBI's taxonomy places the organism in Eukaryota, Metazoa, Arthropoda, Insecta, Diptera, Drosophilidae. The record is from RefSeq and is a predicted model, not a curated record. Gene Ontology annotation, molecular function: transmembrane signaling receptor activity; patched binding.
UUGCAAUCAAACGCUCAUUUGUUGCUUUCGUCUGUUCGCGGCGCAUUUAGGUUUUUAUUUUCACUUGAGUUUCUUGCAUUUUUCGUGAAUUAAAUACUUGCUAAAGAUUGUUAAAGACAACGCGUCAUUCAAUCAGCAUUGGCUGUGCACACACAAAAACGGCUGCAAAAUGCGUUGAUUGCGAGAUUCUGUUGUAGCCAAACAAGGCGCGACUGUGUCGCCCGCCGUCUGUGCGCCUCAACAUUUGGAAAUUAAUAUUCACAAAAGGCUACGCUUAAUAUAUAUUAUUAGCAAGAAAAUAUCGCUUGUGGCAAUCGCAUGAAUCUACGCAUUCACUACAAAAUUAAGAUGAGCACACUCACUCUCUGUUGCCUCCUGCUGGCCAGCUGGAUGUCUGGCAGCUAUGCUAGUAAUAACAGUAAAUUAAGCACGAGCCCAACGCCCGUCAGCUCCGCACAAGUCGAUUUGGAGCCCAUCAAUGGCACCAUGAAUUAUCGGCUGUAUGGCAAAAAGGGCAAGGACGAUAAGCCCUGGUUUGAUGGCCUCGACAGCCGGCAUAUACAGUGUGUGCGUCGUGGGCAUUGCCUGGAGGUCAAUAGCACGCACAAUACAUGCUUUGGCUCCAAGCUACCCUAUGCCCUCACAAGUCUCAGCCUAACCGAUUAUCGCAGAGAAAAAGAGCUCGACGAGGCGCUCAGCAGUUACUAUGCCCUGCGACAUGUGCCCAAGUGCUGGGCUGUCAUACAGCCAUUUCUGUGCGCCGUUUUUAAGCCCAAAUGCGAGGAAAUUAAUGGCCAGGACAUGGUCUACCUGCCUUCGUACGAAAUGUGCAAGAUUACCCUUGAGCCGUGCCGCAUUCUAUAUAAUACAACAUUUUUCCCGAAAUUUAUGCGCUGCAACGAGACGCUCUUUCCCAUGAAAUGCAGCAACGAUGCACGCGAAAUGAAAUUCAAUGUAACUGGCCGAUGUAUGCCGCCCCUUGUGCCCGCAGAUAAUGCCGCCAGCUACUAUCCGGGCAUUGAGGGCUGCGGUGUGCAGUGCAAGGAUCCAUUGUACACGAACGAUGAACAUCGCCAGAUACACAAGCUGAUCGGCUAUGGCGGCACACUCUGUCUGCUGUCCAAUCUGUUUGUGGUCGCCACAUUUCUCAUCGACUGGCAGAAUGCCAACAAAUAUCCAGCUGUGAUAGUUUUUUACAUCAAUCUAUGUUUUCUCAUCUCCUGUUUUGGCUGGCUGGUGCAGUUUACGUCCGGCUCGCGCGAGGACAUUGUCUGUCGCAAGGAUGGCACACUGCGUCACUCGGAGCCGACGGCUGGCGAGAAUCUCUCGUGCAUUGUGAUAUUUGUGCUUGUCUAUUAUUUUCUUACCGCCGGCAUGGUGUGGUUCGUGUUUCUUACCUAUGCCUGGCACUGGCGUGCCAUGGGCCAUGUACAGGAUCGCAUCGACAAGAAGGGAUCGUACUUUCAUCUGGUUGCUUGGUCCCUGCCGCUGGUUCUCACCAUUACCACAAUGGCACUCAGUGAAGUCGAUGGCAAUGGCAUUGUGGGCAUCUGUUUUGUUGGCUACAUCAAUCACCCGAUGCGCGCCGGUCUACUGCUGGGUCCGCUCUGCGGCGUCAUAUUGAUUGGCGGCUAUUUCAUCACACGCGGCAUGAUCAUGCUGUUUGGCCUGAAACACUUUGCCAACGAUAUCAAGUCCACGUCGGCGAGCAACAAAAUCCAUUUGAUUAUCAUGCGCAUGGGCUUCUGUGCUCUGCUUACGCUGAUUUUUAUACUAGUUGCAAUUGCUUGUCAUGUCACAGAGUUUCGCCAUUCGGCUGAGUGGGCCGAGAGCUUUAGGCACUAUAUCAUCUGUCGCAUCAGCUCGGUUUUUGACGAAAACAGCGCCUGCAAGAUUGAGAAUCGUCCCAGCGUGGGCGUGUUGCAGCUGCACUUGCUCUGCCUGUUCAACUCUGGAAUACUGAUGUCCACCUGGUGCUGGACGCCAUCCUCUGUAGAGACCUGGAAGCGCUACAUUAAAAAAAAGUGCGGCAAGGAGGUUGUCGAAGAGGUCAAAAUGCCCAAGCAUAAAGUCAUUGCACAGACCUGGGCCAAGCGCAAAGACUUUGAGGAUAAGGGUAGACUGUCCAUAACGCUAUACAAUACGCACACCGAUCCGGUGGGCUUAAAUUUUGAUGUGAACGACCUGAACUCAUCGGAAACGAACGAGAUUAGCUCCACCUGGGUGCAUUAUUUGCCGCAGUGCGUGAAACGUCGCAUGGCAUUGACCGGCGUUACAGCCGGCAACACAAACUCUUCCAGCCAAGGAGGUCAGGGCGGACGCAAGAAUUCCCUCGACUCGGAGAUAAGCGUCAGCGUGCGACACGUAUCUGUCGAAUCGCGACGCAACUCGGUAGACUCGCAGGUGUCCGUUAAGAUAGCCGAAAUGAAAACCAAGGUGGCCUCGCGUACGCGACAACACGGCAAACACGGCUACUCAGCCAGCAGCAAUAAGCGAACACAGCGGCGCAGAGACUUCAUUGCGGCCAGCAGCGGACGCACCAAAUACAGCAGCGCUGCUGGGCGAGGACGUCGUGAGAGCAGCACCUCCGUCGAGUCGCAGGUGAUAGCGCUGAAGAAGACCACGUAUCCGAAUGCUAGUCACAAAGUGGGCAUGUUUGCCCAGAGUACCAAAAAGCACAACAGCACCAGGCGACGCAAUGCGGGUCUAGAUCCGAGCAUUAUCAACGAUUUCAUACAAAAGAAUGGACAGUUUAUAUUGCCGUUUCUGCAGAACCAGGGCAUGACCACCUCCUCGGAUGAGGAGGAAAAUUCGCGUGCCUCUUUCAAAAUUCACGAUCUCAAUGUGGUCGUCAAGCAGGAGAUGAGCGAUGAGGAUGAUGGACCCAAAAUACAAGAACUGCCGAGCAAUGGCAACGGCAACGGCUCCAAGGCAGCAGCUUUGGAGCAUUUCCUGAAGCACAUGCAGAAGUCCAGCGAAUCGAAUUGCAAUGGCAAUCGACACUCGCGCAACUCCCAGCGCAGUCGCAAGUCGCGCAAGGAGCCAACCAAGUCGCAUCAUGGUCACAAAAACGCUGAUCGGGAGCUGGAACUGGAUUUGGAUGUGGACUCAAAUAGCGAUUUUAAGCGCCAUUAUGCGCGCCAACUGGCUGCAGCACUGGACGUGAAUGGCGACUCGCUGAGCUGUUCCUCCGUCGAACUGGACAUACCCUUGGGCGGGAUGCUGCACAGUUCAUACAAUUCGGGCCUGUCCACGGGCAAGCCCAAUUCGCGAAACAGCAAAACCAGCUGCGACGUGGGCAUACAAGCGAAUCCCUACGAUAUAGCCACCCAUACGCUGCCCACCUAUGGCAACGAGGAGCUGCAGCAGGCCAUGCGACUGCUCAAUGCGGCGAGUCGACAGCGCAACGAACUGACAUCCGAGGAUGCCACCGAGAUGCAAUCCCUGCUCGGUCAUUCGCGACAUCACAAGGAGCCAACGCUCAUGAGUGAAUCGGACAAACUGAAAAUGUUGCUGCUGCCCUCCAAGUAGAACUGAACAACUGGAAUGAUGCAUUUACUUAAGUUUCUAAAACUCCAAUCUUCCAUUUUGAAGCCCUAAAAACGCAUAGAUUACGAAUACGAACUACGACUACGAAUACUCAUAGGAAUUAAGUUUUGAAAAGUUUACAAAAUCAUAUUUACACUAGAAUUUAUGUCCCUUUUGUGUGAAUAUAUAUAUAUGUCUCUUUGUAUGAUGACUUUAACUAGAUCGUAGCUCUAUAGUUUUAUAUAGAUGUAGACAUAUCCUAUGUAUGUUGUUUUAAAUGUACACAAAGUCGCCCUUUUGGGCCACAAUGCACAACGAAAACGAAACGAAUUGUGUUACAAAGUGCCUUAAAUGCUUACAAUUAAACAUUUUGUAACUAAUAAAUCGAUUUUAAAUCCAAUCUAAA